UGCCAGGAGGGGCUCCAGAGCCCCAGCAUCCCCAGCCUGAACUGAGGCUGGAUGCUGAGAGGAGGAAUCACCUCUGGCCUGCUGCUGCCCGAUGUGGGCCAGCCAGACCUGAGGGACUCGGACCAGAGCCAAACCCACCCAGAAGGGCUCCUCCCAGGCCUGGCCCACAGGUAGGAACAGGCAGGCUGGAGCUCCGCCCCCCAGGACAAGGCGGGGACUGGCGGCCGGGACAGAGACCCAAACCCGUCGCCCUGCUUGGCCCCUGCUGGUUGCUGCCACCCAUGGGGAACAGCCAGUGUGUCCCUCAGGCCCCCAGGAGGCUCCGGGCGUCCUUCUCCAGAAAGUCAUCACUGAAGGGCAGCAGGGAGGACAGUGCGAGGAGGCUGGCCGGCCCCAGCAGGGACUCCGCUGCAGACAAGCUCUUCCACUACGUCCCUGGACCGGACAUCCCUGGCCUACAGAAUCAAGACACAAACCUAGAGCAGCCAUUCCUGAGCAUUUACAAGAGGGCCCGGCGCAGGGUGCCUGUGAAGGAUCUGGGCAAGGUUGUAUACUACGCCAAGGUCCGACUGCGCUUCCUGCAUAGCCAGGACGUCAGUGACUGCUUCCUGGAGCUGUUUCCCUCCCACCUGUACUUCCAGGCCCACGGAGCUGAAGGGCUUACAUUCCAGGGGAUGCUACCACUGGCCGAGCUGAGCGUCCGCCGGCUGGAGGGGUCACAAGAUUAUGCAUUCCAGAUCACAGGCCCCUUGCCUGCACCCCUCCUGGUGCUCUGCCCAAGUGAGGCAGAGCUGGGCCACUGGCUCUACCACCUGGAGAAGCAGAUGGCCCUAGUAGGGGGGCUGCGACGCUGCCACUCGGCGCCUCCACAGGGCCCCCCCAGGGACGAGCUCCCCUGGACGCUGCAUCGCCAUCUGGCCCAACUGUGGACAGCACCAGGACGCGAGUCAGCAGGCAACCCCAUCUGUGCCUCCCGGGUGAAGCUGCAGCAUCUGCCCUCACAGGAGCAGUGGGACCGACUCCUGGUGCUGUACUCAGCUUCCUUGGCCAUCUUCUCGGAGGAACCUGAUGGGCUUUGUUUUAAGGGGGAACUCCCUCUCAGCGCCAUCCACAUCAACCUGGAGGAAAAGGAAAAACAGAUCCGCUCCUUCCUGAUUGAAGGCCCCCUCAUCAACACCAUCCGGGUGCUGUGUGCCAGCUAUGAGGACUACAGCCACUGGUUACUCUGUCUGCGUGCAGCCUCUCGCAGGGAUGGGGCCCCCAUGCUACCAGGUCCUGAGAGCUGCCUAAUGCCUAUACAGGUAAGAACGGCUGUCCAGUCAAGGCUGUCCUCCCAACCUGCAGGAAGUAGCCUGGAGGCUACAAGGCAAGGGAGGGGCCUGGGUCUCCCCCUCUCUAAGCAUCUUGUAUGGGGAGGGGCUCACAGAACUUUCUGGGAAUUUCUCCAGAACCAGGACCACCCUGACUAUGGCAGCCUGGGCCGGCAGAAAGCAGAGCUAAGACGCCGAGAUAGUGGCCGCUUACCCAGAGCACAAACCUGGGCACAGCGACCUGGCCCAGCCAUACCACCACCCCUGCACCUGGACCUGACCAAGGUGAGCUGCCUAGGCCUGGAGGGCAGCCCAGAGGCCCCUGACAGCUCCCUGGAGCCACCCCACUCCCCACUCUACGCCGACCCCUACACACCGCCUGCCACCUCCCACCGCAAGAUCACCGAUGUCCAGGGCCUGGACGAGUUCCUCAGUGCCGUGCGGAGCUCGCCUGGACCAGAGCCCACCAGCCCCCUCCCCACCAUGCCUGUGUCUAUACCUGUCUGCACCCCUGCUUCUGGAACCGCCGGCCCCCAUUUGGGUGCACACAAGGCCGCCCCUCAGCCCAGAGCUCCUCAGAGGCCCCGAGGUUCCACCAAAGGUCGGAGGCCACGGCCCUCAGCAUCGCCUCAGCUGGUGUCAUCUUCCAGGGAAGGCCCACCCAGCCCCCCACCGCCUCCCCCAGAUGGCUGUUUCCCUGGGGGGCACAAGGGCCCCAGCUACGAAGAUGUCUGGGACAAGACUCCACCUGCCUCUCACCGGAAGUGGCCCCAGCAGCUGGCCCAGCCUGAAGCAGAGGGCAGCCUCCCCCAGUGGAUCUGAGGCCCCUGGCACCUCAAGGGGCAGUCUGCAGCCUUGACUCUGAAGUUAGAGACUGGCCCUGGCAGGGUGGGGGUCUCCAGACCCUGAGUUGGGCUCUGCUCAGCCCUAGCAGCCUCUUGGGGCUGGAAGAAGGCCGUCUUCUGGAGGGAUGUCUGGUGAUCAGAACUCAAGGAUAGCAGGGAGGCGCUCUUGGCCCUGCCCCAGUGUGCCCAGGGGAGGGCCAGGGGCUGAACUGGGGCUGCAGCUGGGCUAGGGGCUGCAGCAUGGGGUGGAGGAGGAUACAGAAAGUCAGAUAAGGGGUUGGCGGGGCCAGGCCAUAUGAGGUGCAGGCGUGUGAGUUUAGAGGU
Molecule: messenger RNA, 2479 nt
Organism: Ochotona curzoniae (black-lipped pika)
Lineage: Eukaryota; Metazoa; Chordata; Mammalia; Lagomorpha; Ochotonidae
Gene: PLEKHN1
Product: pleckstrin homology domain containing N1
Exons: 15
Coding region: 282-2132 (616 amino acids)
Biological process (GO): positive regulation of apoptotic process; response to hypoxia; 3'-UTR-mediated mRNA destabilization
Cellular component (GO): mitochondrial membrane; cytoskeleton
Molecular function (GO): phosphatidic acid binding; phosphatidylinositol phosphate binding; cardiolipin binding
Source: RefSeq, a predicted model, not a curated record